Molecule: messenger RNA, 6932 nt
Organism: Anopheles merus
Lineage: Eukaryota; Metazoa; Arthropoda; Insecta; Diptera; Culicidae
Product: zinc finger protein 2-like
Exons: 17
Coding region: 1-2376 (791 amino acids)
Cellular component (GO): nucleus
Source: RefSeq, a predicted model, not a curated record
AUGUCGAUUCCGAUAGCGCUGGGGCCGUUUGACGUUUGGGUUGCGUCACGAUCGGCCACCAACCUGGAGCAGUCACCGGAGCAGCAGCCGCUGCAGCAGGCCAAAACCAUGUUCUACCCGCUGCAAACCCAAUUCGAUGAUGGUGUGAUAGAGCUAACACGGUCGGAAAUGCUCCAGCAGGAUCAUCUGGUUGACAAUAAGCAUUUUGUCGUGUCGCUAUCCCUGGGCAAUACGCUUAUCAAUCUCAACAAAAUCAAGUGUCCACAGUGCCGGAAGCGUUUCGAUACGAUGGAGGAAAUGGAACAGCACCGGACGAAGCAUUUGACGGAGAACAAGUUCAAGUGCGAAAUAUGCAGCAAAGAAUUUCCCAGCCAUAGUUCCAUGUGGAAGCACACCAAGGCACACACGGGCGAACGUCCUUUCGUUUGUCAGAUUUGUAACAAAGGCUUCACCCAACUGGCCAACCUGCAACGACAUGAUCUCGUCCACAAUGGACUAAAGCCGUUCAAGUGUCCCAUCUGUGAAAAAUGCUUUACCCAGCAAGCCAACAUGCUGAAACAUCAACUUCUGCAUACCGGUCUUAAGCCGUACAAAUGUCCGGUGUGCGAGAAAGCUUUCUCGCAACAUGCAAACAUGGUCAAACAUCAAAUGCUUCAUACAGGAUUAAAGCCGUACAAGUGUCCCGUUUGCGAAAAGGCAUUCACGCAACACGCCAACAUGAUUAAACAUCAAAUGUUACAUACUGGUCUCAAGCCAUACAAAUGUCCUGUUUGUGAUAAAGCCUUUACGCAGCAGGCCAACAUGGUGAAACAUCAAAUGUUGCACACCGGCCUUAAACCGUACAAAUGUUCCACCUGUGGCAAGGCGUUCGCCCAGCAGGCCAACAUGGUCAAACACGAGAUGCUUCAUACCGGUAUUAAACCGUACAAGUGUCCCACCUGUGACAAAGCAUUUGCCCAGCAAGCGAACAUGAUGAAGCAUCAAAUGUUGCACACGGGAUUGAAGCCGUACAAGUGCGGCACGUGCGACAAAGCGUUUGCCCAGCAGGCCAAUAUGGUCAAGCAUCAGAUGCUGCAUACCGGUUUAAAACCGUACAAAUGCAAUACCUGUGGCAAGGCAUUCGCCCAGCAGGCCAACAUGGUCAAACACGAGAUGCUUCAUACCGGAAUAAAGCCAUACAAAUGCUCGGUUUGUGAUAAAGCCUUUGCCCAGCAGGCCAACAUGGUCAAACAUCAGAUGCUCCACAGCGGAAUCAAACCAUACAAAUGUCCUACCUGCGACAAAGCAUUUGCCCAGCAGGCGAACAUGGUGAAGCAUCAGAUGCUCCAUACGGGAGAGAAACCAUUCAAAUGCAAAAGCUGUGAUAAGGCUUUCUCACAAAACGCCAAUCUGAAAAAGCACGAAAUGGUACAUCUCGGCAUACGGCCCCACACCUGCCCGCUGUGCACGAAGUCCUACUCGCAGUAUUCGAACCUGAAGAAGCAUUUGCUGAGCCACCAGAAGCAGGCGAUCAAGCAGGAGCAACAGAACGGUCAGGUGAUGGCUAUCCUCUACAGCUGCCAGACGUGCAAGAUGCAGUUUGAGGAUAUCAUCGAGUUCGAGCGCCACACCAGACGGUGCGGCAUCAGCACCGUGCAGCAGCACAGCGUGAAGCUGGAAAACAUCAAGAGCGAGGUGGAUAUCGAUGGCAGCUCCAACUCGGGCAUGCAGCAACAGCAGCAGCAGCACAUUAUUACCACCUCCAAUGCCACGAAUGGCAACGGGAUCAGCGUCAGCCAAUCGCAACCGCCGACCCCGAUGCACAUUCCGUCGGCCAUCCUUACCUCCGUCAUCUCGUCGUCGGUCGGCUCGAACGUGACCGCGCACAAUCUGGUGUCGGCCCACUCGCACCACGGCGGCCAUGUGACGACCAACGGGGGCCUCCUGACCGGCGGCAUUCCCACCGGCCAUCCGCACGCCCAGCAGCAGCACACCCCACCCGGUGUGGGCGGGCUUCCCCAGCAGCAUCCUUCCGCUCACGCCCAACAGCAGCAGCAGCAGCAGCAGCAACAAGCCCAUCAGCAGCAGCAGCAAGCUCAUCAACAGCAGCAACAGCAGCAGCAGCAGCAACUGUCACCGCUCAGCAGCCACCAGCAGCAUCUGGUGCUGCAGCAGCAGCACAACCUGCCCAUCCAUCUGCAGCAGCAGCUGUCCCACCAUCUGAUCAGCAGCCAUCUGCCCCACCCGCAGGACCACGGCGGAGCGAACGGUGGCGGCGAUCUGCACCAUCAGGUGAACUUCCACCAUCCGCACAUCUCCCACCUGCCGAACAUAUCGCACAAGAUCCUGUCGCCGCUGUUCCACAUUCCGCCGUUCAACAACAACCACAGCACAUAAUGGAACGCUUGCAAGGGACCGGCGCUGCGGCCGCCGCCGGGCACGGUUGUCGUCGAUCCGGCGGCAAUCGGUCCGGCGCCGGCCGGCGUGGUGUCCCUUCUGCCGAAUGCGGCGGCCUGCCUUCCAUCCACCUCCGCCUCCCCGAUGGUGCUGCCGUUCGUCGUGAAGGCGGAAAAGCCGGACGAGGAAAUUGGAGGUGUGUAGGAUAGGAUGGAGGAACUGUAUAGUACCCGCGGGUAAGUAAGUAGUCGGUCACGGUGCACUUCCCCAAACACCACUGUCUGUCUUUGUGUGUGCGAUAGAGAGUGUGGGGGUAAAAGGGAUGGAGAAGAAAGCAACAAAACAACACCCAGUCAGGAACAUGGGAUGCGAACGAACUCUCAGUCAAACACACGCGAGAGAGGAGCAAACGGGGAUGAGCAGCAAAAUGGCAGUUUUCAUGUGGAGAGCGGGACUCGAUGCGAACGAACACGGUUCUCUUAAAUACUCAGGAGGAAAUUAAGGAGGGACAAUCUGUAAAAAAAAAAACACACACACACACACACGGCGGUAAAAAAAGCAAAGCAAAUGAAGGUGCAGGAUAGUGCUUCGCUCCACCCUCCCUCUCUUACUUUCCAAAAGUCCCAUAUUCUGUGGGAUUUUUAUUUUCGCGGUGGAACAUCGGUUAUUGUGCUGUUUUCCUUUUUCUUAUAUUUUUAUAACAUCGUUAGGAAUUAGUACACACACACACAUACACACACAAACACACAAACACAGCAAGUUUACCAUAUUGUUCUUGGUAAUGAUUUUAAGAAGCGAUUGUUUGCGGACAAACGAUAUAUCCUUUUUAGUAAGGACAACGUUGUAGUGUUAGGAAGUGUGUGUGUGUGUGUUAGAGAGGUGCAAUUAAGAGGUGAAGAAUGAAGUCCAGCAGCAGCUACACCCUCAUUUAGAGAGAGAGAAAGAAUGUGCUUUUGUGAAAUGUAUAUGCAUAGUAUGCGCACAGUCAUCCCAUGGAACUACACACACACACACAUACAGAUAUAUAUAUUAGAGCUAACGUAGUAUCGUGUACUUGUAAAGUUAUAUCUUACACCGUUGUGUGUGUACGUAGCAACGUGUGCCGGGUUCGAAUGUCGAAAAUGUGUAUAUUUUUAAACAUGCUUUAUGUAAAACAAACAAACAAACACAGCAGGGACAUGUGUUGUGGGGGGCAGUGCGUGCAGCAAUAGCGCGCUUAUCCUUUAUCUCUCUGCACAAACGUGCUCCGUAAAGACACACACAGACACACUUUGAGUGAAGGACAGAGUGAAGGGACUGUGAAAUUAAUGACACACAAUGUAGAUUGUAGGUUUUGUUUUACGUCAUUAGACGCGCGUGUAACAACAGUGAUAAAAAAAAACAAAUGUUGCGAACAGGAAUAGUGAGGAGACGUGUAUGUAUUAUUGCAAACAAACAAAAAAAACGCAAAGACUGCACACAAGCAUGAGCAGGGGAGGAGGACAGGAAAGUGGGGAGCACUACACUGAGAGAGAAAAACAGGGGAAAAAGAGACGAAAAAUUAAUGGGUGAUAGAACUGCAAACGGUUCGAGUCCACGGGCGGCCGGUAUAGAGAGAGUGUGUACGGGAAGAAGGCAAGGGGUAGACAGCUCGCCAGCGCGAUCCGUUGAAUGUGUGUGUGCCACAGUUAAAUUUUAAACCAUUAUUGUUUGCCUGGUUCGUUCUCGUUGUAAGGCAUCGUUUCUAUCCCAGAGGGCGGCUGCCUGUGUCGUAUGGUUUUUGGGUUGAAUUUUCAUUUGGAUUGUGAAGAGCGGGCAGGGUGUCAACACAGUCAAAGCAAAAAUAUGGGCAGAGAGUAAGCUGCAAGAGAAGUGUAUAGGUCGCGAAGCAAACCGUUGUGAUAUAUAUUACCAUAUUAAAUGUGAAAACAGAGAUGUGUUUUACCACCUUUCCUUUUUAUACAAGAAGAGUGCGCGCUCGGCCUGGCCUGUCGUCUCCCCAAUCUCCUGUUUGUGUUUGUAUACUACCGGUCAGCCAGUUACGCUACCUUACCUUUACCCCCGCUAUAUCCCCUGAUUUCGAUUGUCGAUUCGUUUAGGAGCCCAGGGGGCACACGGGGAACAAUGGGGUGGAGAUUGAGUUUUUUUUAAGUAUCCAUCAGUUGUGUAUGGUGUGAAGAGCGUAAUAUGAGGAAAAUGCGGACAGGAGACACUACUGCUACUAGCUCGAAAAGGAAGACUUAAUACAAGAAAGUGAUGUGUGAUAACAAAUAUUUGGCUAAGGAAGGGCAAAAUUUCAUUUUUAGUCAUCGAUAGGCGAGCAGUGCAGAUUCGAGGAUCGUGUGGGAAUGCCAAUUUUGUAAGCUUUUUUAAAAUCGAAAGAGAGGGAGGGACAUUAACACUAGCUAACGUUUAUGUUUAGAAGGGAGGAAUAUGCUUUUUGCCAUGUGCUUUCUCAUGCUUAUUUCUCUUUGUUUUUGAAGGGGGAGCUGUUUCGUGCUGCCAGAAGAAAGCUAAUAGAGAAGGAAGAGAUAGCGACACAUUCAAUGCCUCGUUUUUUUUUUAUUAUCAUCAUCCUCGCCGCGUUAGAAAAGGCUAAACGUGUCCUCAACGAUAAUUCUAGUCUCUGCUCAUUUGAACAAGGAACACACACACACACAAGGUUUGCGGUUUCCUUGUUUGUUUGUUUUUUUAGUACGACAACAACACCUUUUCUCUUAUACUGGAUCAUGUUUUUGUUUCGAGACUGCAUUGCACGGUGGUGUGUGAGUGUGUGUGUGUGUGUGGUAGAACCGAGACACUCACUGCAUAGGAUCAUCGUAUUGUCCUAAAAUAAUUAGUCGUUAGUAUAGAGAGAGAGAGAGAAACACACCUCCUCAGCUAAGGCAAAGUGUAAACAAGCAGCAAGCACGUCCGUAGGCGAUAGAAACGUAUGUGUGUGUGUUUAGUAAACCCUUAAAACACAGUGCGCAAUCUUGCAACAUACACACAUACACACUUACAUUACAAACAAGCGAACAUGGUUAGUCGAAUACUGUAUAAUUAGUGGAAGAAACCUCACUCAGGAGAGCGACACAAGUUAGUGUUUUGUACGGGAAGGAAGGAUAGCUCACUUUCCACUAAGAAAACUUGUGGCGCCGUAAAGCAAAGCGUUAAGAAUGAUAAUGUCCCCAAUGAAGAGGAGGGGGAAGCAAUAGAAUGUAGAAUAUAUAGUGCGUUGGCAGCAUUACAACAGCGGCUUUGGGCAUGAUGGGAGUGUUCGCAGUGGUGAUCAUGAUCGCACACAUCACUACAGGAUCCUCAGUUGCUCUAGCGAUCAAAUUGCUUGGUGCAGGCGUGUGUGUGUUUGUUUUGCCCAUUUUAGUACCGGGGGUGGCUGUGUGUGUGUGGCUUCCAUUUUUGUUUGUAAUUAUGUUUCUUGUUUCUGCUUGUUGCUGCGCGAUCUACUUGAUCAACACUUGUCGCAUGUCUUCCAAUAGAUUUCGAUCGUAUGAUCCUUUUCUUUACAUACACACACACACACACACACACACACACACACACACACACACACACACACCCACACACAACUUGGGACUGUGAUAUUCGAAUGGAAAUCUCCAAUGUAAUGCCACACCACACGACACACACAAACAACAAACGCCAACUUGCGAGGGAGAGACACACCAUCGAUGCUUUUUUUUGGACAACCUUCGUUUGCCUUAUAUCAGAUUCUAUUUGGUCCAGUACCCUCCAAGAUUCUGGGGGGGACAUUACUUCAGCAGUAUGAAAUACUGAACUCUAUUGUGUCUUAAUUUCUUCAACUGCAAACGUGCAUCGGUCUUGCAUUUGGACGGUGUUUUUUUCAAUUGGAACACACACACCCAUCCCUCUAUACAUAGUUGUGUUAUACCAGAGGGGGGGGGGGGGGGGAGGUGUAUAGGACAUUGGAACAAAGUUCUUGAGCACUGGAAACGACUUUUGCAAACUACUACAAACACGAAAAGCCGAGGGCGCACUGCAGCACUGCUACAACUGCACAUACUACACACUGCACGCAGGGCAGCUAAAAUGUAAAAAAAAAAAUGCAUAACGCUUGAAUGGUGUCAUAAAGAAGUCGCAUUAGAUCUCCACCAUCACACUAAGGGUCCGCAAAGCUCGACCAAUAGAUGUUGGGAGCGGGACAGUAACGGGCGGGGAAUCGUUUUGGUGUGCCGUACUUUCGACGCAACUAAAAACCUCAUUAAAAUGUGUAAUGCAUAUGGAAAGCAAAUGGUGUGGUGUGUAUUUUUAUGCGUGGUGCGAAUUCUAAGAAUUUAGGGCGAGAAUAGUAUGGGAAGAAGAGAGAGAGAGAGGUGUCGUUUGUUUGAUUCAUUCGAAGAAGAUCAUACAACCGGUUUUAAGGAAACGCACACACACACACAUUCCUUACACCAUUUAUAGAAGGUAAAAUAGAUGUUGUGUUUAGUAGCUGUUAGAAAGUAACCAACAAAAUGCAACAAACAAGAAACACACACGUGUGUAGCAAGAGAGUAGCGCGCGAGAGUAGAGGGGUGGUGCGUCUUGGAAGGUAGAUCUUAAUCAAAAGUAGUUUUUAA